AUGCAGGCCGUCACUAUCAAAAAACGCAUAAGGCCAGCCAACCUCAAAGUUGGCGUAGAGCUCGACCGAGAUCUCUUCAACGCUGGUCCUGAGCCGUAUCUUGCUGGCGCGCCACAAAUCAACGCAAAGGCCGGGAAUCGCGUCAUCUUUAUGGCCCACUGGCGGGUCGACGCCCCGCUCACAGAUGGACAGCUCGUACAAAUUGCCAUGGAUGGCUACAUGGACAUGCUCGAAGGCAUCAAGCCAGCGACUUAUGGUAACCAGAUCGGAACCAGCAAGAAAGCUCUCCCCGGCGUGAUAACGGUCUUCCACUGGGACAAUGAAAUUAUCAUCGCCAGCUCGCAAAGUAAAGGUCUCCCGCUCACGUACACACGCAACCAACAUAUCCUUGAGCUCGUCCAGCAGUGUAUUCAACCAAAUGACGCAAAGUCCGCGCAGGCCAAGUGCGGAGAGAUGAGCGCCGCCCAGCUCUUCGUGCAUCUGUACCCGAAUACUGUUAUUAGUACGAAGGCCAUCGUUAGCGUUACGGUUCAAGGCGACGAAGACAACCCUACGGCUACCACAAUGGAGACUCUCACUAGGAAUGGAAUCAAAGCACCAUGCUCUCAUCCUGCGGGUAAUGGCUGCGACCGAAUUAUCGGUCCUGGCAAGGUCAUUCGCAGGGAGGUCCCGGUAGGCACCGCGCCGGCUCCCUACUCCAAAAGCGGCUGGACUCAGAGCGAUGCUCCGCAAAUAUCCUUCGUUUUACCUUCAGCUCAAGUAGAGCAUGCCUAG
Messenger RNA from Didymosphaeria variabile, 774 nucleotides. RefSeq lists its product as uncharacterized. The transcript has 3 exons. The record is from RefSeq and is a predicted model, not a curated record. Lineage: Eukaryota; Fungi; Ascomycota; Dothideomycetes; Pleosporales; Didymosphaeriaceae. The coding region runs from base 1 to 774 and encodes 257 amino acids.